Messenger RNA from Pelodiscus sinensis (Chinese soft-shelled turtle), 1037 nucleotides. The record is from RefSeq and is a predicted model, not a curated record. NCBI's taxonomy places the organism in Eukaryota, Metazoa, Chordata, Testudines, Trionychidae.
UCGGCACUCUAGGUUGAUAUGAUCUGAAACAAGGGCUUGAGUCACUUUCGCUUCCUGCCUAAUUUCUCCAAAAUAAGGAAGCUGCAAAGCUCAGAGCCCUCAGAGCUCAACUGCUCCUGAGAGUGUCGGAGCCACCAUGGGACCCCGCGGGGACGUGCGUCCAUUGGGUGAGUGGAACAAAGUCCAUGGGCUGGACUCAGGGGUGGGGCCCGGAGAGCCCAGAGGGGUCCAUGUGUCCAUCUGCACGAGAGCAGGAAGGUGUGUGCUCCAGCGGGGGAAGACACAGCUGGGCUAGCGCUCGUCUAGCUGCGUGCUACACAGAGAAGUGUCCGAACAGAGGGGGAGGGGGCUAGCUGCCCUGAGUGCCUACCAGUGGCCUUGGACAGGGAUGUGGUCGGGACAGGGAGCCUCCCCUGUUACUUGCCCAAACAUGGCCACACUUCUCUUUCUCACACGCCAGCUGCUCAGAGCAAGCCCAGUGUUUCUCAUCGUGGUCCUUGUCCCCCCUCUGCCUCCAGGGAGCACUCAAGGCUCAAUGGAAUCUCAUGGCAGCCUGAAGGAAAAAGUCCCCAUGGCAGACCGAGUCAGGCUUGCAGUGUACCCUCAGCCUCAUGCUACUUACUGCUUCAAGAGACUUCAGGAAACAGGUGCCUCUGAGAUCUGCCCUGACCUAAUCUGCCCGUCAAAUGCCACGUGUGUGAACAGCACCCACUGCGCCUGCCUGGAGGGAUUCCAGUCACGAGGGAGUCGCUUCUUCAACGACACAUUGGAGACCUGCGAUGAUCCGAUGUCAGGAUGGGUUCACAGUUCUUUCCGGCUCGUGGUUCCCUGCAAGGCUGCUUCUGAGAUCAAAAAUUGAUCUGAAGACAAAGAUGGAAGGUGCCACAUGGCACUUAUAUCCCUCUACUGGCAUCUUCUUGGCUGCAGCAGGUCACCUGGUCAGUGGCCCAUCCCCAUGUUCCAUGCUGGUAACCCUUAGGUAUCAGUCACAUUCCUGAGAUGUGUAUUGGCACCCAGGGCCGGACAGAGUCAUGGGC